Prosopis cineraria is the source of this 776-nucleotide messenger RNA. Its product is annotated as indole-3-acetic acid-induced protein ARG2-like. The transcript has 2 exons. The record is from RefSeq and is a predicted model, not a curated record. Gene Ontology annotation, biological process: response to stress. Gene Ontology annotation, cellular component: mitochondrion. The coding region runs from base 160 to 441 and encodes 93 amino acids. NCBI's taxonomy places the organism in Eukaryota, Viridiplantae, Streptophyta, Magnoliopsida, Fabales, Fabaceae.
AUUAUAGAAUCCAGGGAAGAAGUGUUGGGAAGGAGAGGCGCCGAACAGAAAGAGAGGUUCCUCUCGCCGCUGUGGAAGGUUUCUUUUCCCUGUUCUCAUCAUCCUUAACCAUCAAAAGCAGCUUUCCACAGCUUCCCCGCACAAGUUCCACCAUUCACCAUGGCUCGCUCUUUCUCUAACCUCAACGCUCUCUCUCUUCUCCUCGUCAACGCCAUCUCCAGGCGUGGGUACGCAUCGUCGUCGCAGGGAUUCGCCACAACGGCCACGAGGGCCGGGGCUGCCUCCGUGAGCGGCAAGGUGGCCAAGAAAUCAGGGGAGGAGCGGGUGACCGCCGAAAAGGAGUCGUGGGUGCCGGACCCUGUCACCGGUUACUACAGACCGGAGAAUUCCAAGGAGAUCGACGUUGCCGAGCUGCGCGCUACGCUUCUGGGCAGGAAAUGAAGUGGAACCGCUCCAAUGAAACUCUAGGGUCUAGAUCAAUGGAUUGACCCUUUCAUCUCGUCUAUCUAGCCUGGAACGGAACCAAAUGCGGUUCUUAAUCGGUGUCACUCCGAGCGGGCUUUGGUGGUUAUGUGGCUACUCAACUCCUUCGGGGACGUAGAUCUGGAAUCUAUUUGUCAUAGGGUUCGUAUGGCGAGUUCCUCUGUUCUCUUUGAGAACAGAGAACGAGACCAUGUCGUCUAAUAGUUUUGUCUUUUUCUUUUCCCCCUCCGUAUUUCAAUUUUAAUUCAAUGUAUUUUUCGUUUUUGAAAUAAAUAGAUUUUCAUUCUGUAUAA